CACACAUUGACAGUACUAUUAAUAACAUUCCACAUUAUUUUCAGCAAGUGAGUUUUCAGUUUUCAGUUUUCACCUUCUCCAAUGGCUUGCAUUAGAAACCAAAGAAGUUCUUCAUCACAAACAAAGAAUUUUGAUGUGUUUGUGAGCUUUAGAGGAACGGAUACCCGAAAUAAUUUCACUGGUCACCUUUUUGCAGCUCUUGAGAGGAAAGGUAUUGUUGCCUUCAAAGAUGACCAAAAAAUCAAGAAAGGGGAACUCUUGGAACCUGAGCUCUUACAGGCAAUCGAAGGAUCACGUGUUUUCAUUGUUGUCUUCUCAAAGGACUAUGCAUCAUCCACAUGGUGCAUGAAAGAGCUCCAAAAGAUCGUUGAUUGGGUUCAAGAAACCGCUCGAAGUGUUCUCCCUGUUUUCUAUGAUGUCACUCCUUCCGAAGUUCGAAAACAAAGUGGAAAGUUCGGAGAAGCUUUUGCUAAACAUGAAGAAAGGUUUAAAGAUGACUUGGAAAUGGUACAAAUAUGGAGGGAAGCUCUAAAAACAAUUACAAAUCGUUGUGGGUGGGAUGUACAAAAUAAGCCACAACAUGAAGAAAUUGAAAAAAUUGUUGAGGAGGUAAUAAAUUUAUUGGGUCAUAAUCAAAUUUUGAGUUUUGAAGAUGAUUUAGUUGAUAUGGAUUUUCGUGUGAAACAAUUGGAAGAACUUCUAGAUCUUGAUGUAGAUGAAGUUGCUCGAGUUAUAGGAAUUUGUGGGAUGGGUGGUAUAGGAAAGACAACACUCGCAACUGCUUUGCUUAAUAAAAUUUCUCCCCAAUUUGAUGCUUGUUGUUUCAUAGAUGAUAUAAACAAGAUUUAUGAGAAUUUUGGACCGACGGGUGUGCAAAAAAAACUUCUUUGUCAAGUUCUAAACCAAGGAAAUAUAGAGAUAAACAAUAUUUUCCAAGGAACCAUGUUGGUGAGAACUAGGUUAUGUCACUUAAAGUCACUUAUUUUUCUUGAUAAUGUUGAUCAAGUUGAACAAUUAGAGAAAUUGGCUUUGCAUCCUAAAUAUCUAGGUGCAGGGAGUAGGAUCCUCAUAAUCUCUAGAAAUAGUCAUAUCUUGAGAAAUUAUGGAGUGGAUAAAGUUCACAAUGUUCAAUUACUAAAUACAAAUAAAGCUCUUCAAUUAUUUUGCAGAAAAGCUUUCAAAUCCGAUGAUAUUUUGAAUGAUUAUGAACAGUUAACAUAUGAUGCACUAAAAUAUGCUGGUGGCCUUCCUUUAGCAAUUAAAGUCUUAGGCUCAGAUUUGUUUGAUCGAGACAUUUAUGAGUGGAGAAGUGCAUUGGCUAGACUAAAAGAAAAUCCAAAUAGUGAUAUCAUGGAUGUGUUGCGAAUAAGUUUUGAUGGAUUGAAGGAAAUGGAAAAAGAAAUAUUUCUAGAUAUUGCUUGUUUCUUUUCUAGUGAAAACAGAAAAGGAAAACUCUCUCCUUGGUAUUGGAUGGAAGAUGUGAAGAAACUUCUAGACUAUCGUGGAUUUUAUCCUGACAUUGGUAUGAAAGUUCUCAUUGAAAAAUCACUCAUUAGCUGUAAGAAUAGAAUAAUUCAAAUGCAUGACUUGCUAAAAGAGUUGGGUAGGACUAUCGUUCGAGAAAAAUCACCAAAAGAACCAAUAAAGUGGACCAGACUUUGGGAUGGCAAGGAUCUUCAUAACAUCAUGAUAAAAAACAAGGUAGCCAAAAACCUUGAAGCCAUAGUUAUUGAACAACAUCCACCAGAGUUUCAAGAAACAACAUUGCCAGCGAAUGCUCUAUCAAAAAUGAAUCAUCUUAAGUUGGUCAUACUUCAAAAUGGGAAUUUUUCAGGGAGUCUCGAUUAUCUUUCAAAUGAAUUAAGAUAUCUAUAUUGGGAUGAAUAUCCUUCCAGAUGUUUGCCAUCAAGUUUUUAUCCUGAGAAAAUAGUAGAAUUGUUGUUGCCUUGUAGCAAUAUCAAACAGCUAUGGGAAGGAACAAAGUAUCUGCCUAAUUUGAUAAGGCUAGAUCUCAGAUACUCCAAAAAUCUUACUAAGAUGCCAGACUUAAGAGGAGUCCCACGUCUUAGGUAUCUCAAUCUUUGCGGAUGUAUAGAAAUUGUGUGGAUGGAUCCAUCCAUUGGUAUUCUAAGAGAACUUGUUUUUUUGAGUUUGAGAAAUUGUAAAAAGCUUUUAAUUGAUCUGAAUAUCAUUUUUGGGCUCAAUUCUCUUGAAGUGCUAGAUCUCGCAGGCUGUUCAAAAUUACUUAAUACUAGACUGUUGAAGAAACCAAAGGAGACAGAACAUUUGGAAAAGGUUGACACAAACAAAAAUGCUAUCCAAUUAUCAACAUCCUCUGUAUAUGAAAUUCUAAUGUUGCCUUUCAAUUUCCUUUCCAAUCGCAAACAUGAAGAUUCACUUGGUUCGUUGGUGCCUUAUUUGCCUCGUUUCUCAUGUUUGCUUUGUCUUAAUCUGAGCCUCUGCGAGCUACUUCACAUCCCUGAUGCUAUUGGGAACUUACAUUCUUUACAAAUCUUAAAUUUGGGGGGAAACAAAUUCGUGAGACUACCUACUACCAUCAAGGAACUUUCCAAUCUUUAUCGUUUAAACUUGGAGCACUGCAAACAGUUGAAAUAUUUGCCCGAACUUCCAAAAUUAAAAGAAACAAAAUCUGGAGAUUUUUUUGGGGAAUUAUAUAUUUUUAGUUGCCACAAUUUGAAUGAAAUGGAACAUUGUCAUCGUAUUGUUUUUUGUUGGAUGACACAAAUCUUUAAGGCUAUAUUACAAUCCUCUCUUUCCAUGGGUAAGAUUGAGAUUAUCAUUCCUGGAACUCAAAUUCCAAGGUGGUUCAGUGAACAAAAUGUGGGUAGUUCAAUAAGCAUGGACCUAUCUCAUGUUAUGGAAGACCCAAAUUGGAUAGCUGUUGCCUUUUGUGCUAUGCUAGUGGCACAUCAUGAUGAUUCUACUAAUUUGAAUGAUAGAUGGCAACCUGACGAUUCUGUAACUAUUGGAUAUAGUUUUCAAAAUAAUCAGGUUUUUCAGAAAUCAUUUUGGGUAGUUCCAACAGCUUUAAACAUUGGUCUGAUCACGGGUGAAAUAGAUCACUUGUACAUAUUGUUUCUUUCUCGGGAAAGACUCAUUGAUUGUCGAAGUCCAUAUGAAGAUGAAAUUAGUGAUCUUCAUCAAAUGGGAUUCACAAUGGCCAUAUUUAAUCAGCCUAAAGAUUUGCAUUUUGAGGUGAAAAAUUGCGGGUAUCGUUGCGUAUUUAAGGAGGAUCUUGAACAAUUAAACCUAAACAUGAUGUUUAGUGGAAAUUCUUCAUCUAGUAAAUGCAAGCUUUUAACAAGUGAUUAGCUACACAUCAUUCAUUGAACUUGUUCAUGGAAAACGUAGAAACCUCUUUUCAACUACAAUUCCAUCCAAGAAAUACUAAUCCAUUAGAGGGUAAAGUCAAUGUUACUCGAGAAUAUUGUUUAAAGCGAUAGUAUAAGCAUAUUUGGUCUUGGAUUGUAAUGAAUUGUAAAUUAUGAUCCGUAUCAAUUAUCACGAUUUCAAGAAAAAUAAUGUACAGUAUAAAUUUUGAUAUAAGUUUCUAAUAAUGAUCCUUUUCUUUUUGCUUGAAUUAAAUGUGAUGGUCUAACUCUUUUAUUCAAUUUACCGAAGUGAAUUAUUUGAUAUA
This is a messenger RNA of Cajanus cajan (pigeon pea), 3658 nucleotides long. RefSeq names its product disease resistance protein Roq1. Gene Ontology annotation, molecular function: ATP hydrolysis activity; ADP binding. Gene Ontology annotation, biological process: signal transduction; defense response. The record is from RefSeq and is a predicted model, not a curated record. Lineage: Eukaryota; Viridiplantae; Streptophyta; Magnoliopsida; Fabales; Fabaceae.